AUUUGACCCAUCCCCUUGAUCACCCCCUGGGAGGUGAGGGGAGCAGGGAGCAGCGAGCAGCAGCGGUGGCCACGCCCGGGAAUCAUUUUUUUGUGUUCUAACCCCCAAUUCCAACCCUUGAUGCUGAGUGCCAAGCAGGGAGCUGCCAUCCAGGUGCAGAUCACACCACCGCAAGGGCAGAUCAGCGUAGGAGAUUCCAAGUUUUUCCUGUGCGAAGUGGUGGGAGACGCCAAAGACAUCGACUGGUACAAGCCCAGCGGGGAGAUGAUCCUGCCGAACAACCCCGACAUCCACGUCAACCGCAACGACGAGACCAGCUCGGCCCUCAUCAUCUACCACGCCGACGUGGACGACGCCGGCAUCUACAAGUGCGUGGCCAGGAGCGGCGACAAGGAGGCGCAGGCCACGGUCCAAGUCAAGAUCUUCCAGAAGAUCACCUUCAAGAACGUUCCCAGCCCGCAGGAGUUCAACGAGGGCGAUGACGCCGACAUCGUCUGCGACGUGAUCGGAUCGCCGCCGCCUUUCAUCCUGUGGAAGCACAAGGGCUACAUCAUCAAGGUGGAAAAAGACGUUCGAUACCGCCACAUGGAGAAUGGCCACCUUCAGAUCCGCGGCAUCAAGAAGGUCGACGAGGGCACGUACACCUGCGAGGCUCGCGUCAUGCAGACGGGAGAGCUCUCCUUCAAGAUGAUCGAGGUGGUCGUAAACGUGCUCCCCACCAUCCGUGCCAGGCAGUCCGAGUUCAACGCCACCGCCGACAUCGGUAGCACCGCCCUCUUGGCUUGCGACGCAGACGGCUUCCCCGAACCCACCGUCACAUGGGCCUAUAACAACGUCGUCCUUGAGUCUGGCGAUAAGUACAGCCUGAACGAGGACGGCUCGGAGCUGCUGAUAAGGGAGGUGGUCAAAGUGGAUGAAGGAGAUUACACCUGCAUCGCCAGGAACAAAGCGGGGGAGACGAGCCAGGAAGUCAGUCUCAACGUCUUCGUUCAAGCUAAAAUCACCUACCUGAGCAACCAGACGGCGUCCGAGUUCGACGACGAAGUCACACUGACCUGCGAGGCCUCGGGCGACCCCACGCCGUCCAUCUCCUGGAGCUUCGAGAACAAGAUGUUCGCUGAAGGAGAGCAGGAUUCGUGGACGCGACCAGACAAAUACGAGAGCCAGGACAGAAACAUUGUUGUGCGAAGCCACGCCAGGGUGUCCUCCCUCCUCUUGAAGAAUAUCCAGUUCACCUACGCGGGACAGUACCUGUGCACCGCCAGCAACUCCAUCGGCCAGGACAACCAGCACGUGUACCUGGAGGUCCGCUAUGCUCCAAAGAUUCUGGGCUCGGUGACGACGUACACGUGGGAGGGAAACCCGGCCAACCUCAGCUGUGUGGUGGAAGCCCACCCGGCGGCUUCUGUGACUUGGUUCCGUGACGGCCUUCAGCUGCCCAGCUCCAACGCCACCAAUGUGAAGAUCCACAACACGCGGAGCGUCAGCUACCUGGAGGUUUCUCCUGAAUCCCAGAGCGACUUUGGAAGCUACAACUGCACGGCCAACAAUGUGAUGGGCACAGAGUACAAGGAGUUCCUCCUCAUCCAAGCAGAGGUGCCGUCUUCGCCGGAGAUCCAGCAGGUGGAGCCUUUCUCCAGCUCGGCCGUGGUGGAGUUUGACGAGCCUGACUCCUUCGGCGGAGUGCCCAUCAUCAAGUACCUUCUGGUGUGGCGCAAGCAGAGGCACCACGACUGGACCACCAUGGAGUACGAUGCCACUGAGGACAUGACCCGGAUCACCAUUGGGGGCCUGAAGCCCGAGACCACCUACGAGCUCAAGAUGUCCGCCAUCAACGGCAAAGGCGAAGGCGAGAGCAGCCCGACCAGCACGUUCCAGACCAAGCCAGUCCCUACAUCAGAGGCUCCGCCCCUUAUUGUCUCCACCACGAUGGCGCUUAGAGAACCCGCCGCGCCGAAACUGGAGGCCAUGAUCCAAAACCAGGGCAAUUCUCUAAAGGUCAACUGGAUCAAGCAGGACGACGGCGGCUCCCCGAUUAUGCACUACUUGGUCCGAUACAAGGCUAAGCACGUGUCUGACUGGAAGCCCGAGAUCCGCAUGCCGUCCCGCAGCGAGUACGUGGUGCUGAGCGGACUGGACUGGAACACGGAGUACGAGGUCCGCGUGGUGGCGGAGAACCAGCAGGGCAAGUCCAAGCACGGCGUCGUCUCCUUCAGAACGGCCACGGAGCCCACAACCAUGCCAGGCGCGUCGGGCGGCGGCUCGGGCCUGAGCACGGGCGCCAUAGUGGGCAUCCUCAUGGUGGUCUUCUUCCUGCUCCUGAUUGCCGUGGACGUGACGUGUUUCUUCCUCAACAAGUGCGGACUCCUCAUGUGCAUCGCCGUCAACGUCUGCGGGAAAGCCGGGCCGGGCGCCAAGGGCAAGGACAUCGAGGAGGGCAAGGCGGCCUUCACGAAGGAUGAGUCCAAGGAGCCCAUUGUGGAGGUGAGAACCGAAGAGGAGCAAACCAAGAACCAGGAAGGAGUUGGACCCACCGAGCCCAACGAGACCACGCCUCUGACAGAACCGGACGGGAAGACGAAGGAGGACGUGAAGACUGCGGCGGACAUCAAGACCGAGGCCAACAACGCCACGGCCGAGGUGAAGACGGUCCCCAACGAGGCGCCCCAGACCAACGGGAACGAGAGCAAAGCGUAAUCACCUCAAGAAAAAAGAAAAAGGUCGGGUUCGGGUCGGCUACAAGGGAGGUGGG
Entelurus aequoreus (snake pipefish) is the source of this 2752-nucleotide messenger RNA. RefSeq names its product neural cell adhesion molecule 1-like. The record is from RefSeq and is a predicted model, not a curated record. Gene Ontology annotation, molecular function: protein binding; axon guidance receptor activity. Gene Ontology annotation, biological process: homophilic cell-cell adhesion; synapse organization. Gene Ontology annotation, cellular component: axon; neuronal cell body; plasma membrane. The transcript is spliced from 21 exons. NCBI's taxonomy places the organism in Eukaryota, Metazoa, Chordata, Actinopteri, Syngnathiformes, Syngnathidae. Bases 121 to 2697 code for a protein of 858 amino acids.